AUGGAUGAGUUUUCUCCUAGAAGAAGAGAUGUAAAGCAAGAAAAUGCAUUUUCUUCUUUAAAGCGGCUUAAGACUGACUUAAAUCUAUCAGAAAUCCUUGUUGUAUUUACCACUGCAUCGGGCCAGCUAUCCAUCCCUGGAAUGUAUGACCCAAUUUCAAUGACACUUCGGGCUUUGCUUCUGUGCGAGCUUGUUUUGCGUGGGGGAAUUACUAUAGAUUCAAGUGGAAUUAUUUCUGUGCGCGAUGGGUACAUGUUCAUAGAUGAGCUGCAUGAUGAGGUGUACCACAACAUCAAGAAAGCAGUGAAUCCUAAGCCGAUUAAAUCCUGGCUACUUCUUUUGAAUGGAGAGACAUACUCGAUUAAGAAAGACAAGUACCACAUACGAAACACAAGAAAAAGAGUAGGAAAGAGUUUAGUUGAAAAAAAAAUACUAAGAAAAGGCAAAAGUAAGACAAAAGCAUUUAUUAACUUAGUAACUAACCAGAAGUCGGCUGCUCCAACAGAGGACGUUUCUUUUAAAGGCGUUAAGUCGAAAAUUAUCCUUGAUUUAACUACGUAUCUAACUGGAGAGUGCACGUACGAAAAGUGUGAUGUUUUGAAAAUGGACAUUCUUGUCUGCGCACUAGUGUUUUGUGGUGUGAUAGAUGAUGUUUACUUGACACUUUCUAUGAGUGGGACAGAGAUGGCUCAGAAGAAAGUGUCAGAGAUUAUAACUAAAUACAAGUCUUCGCUGGGGAACACUGCAAAGCCUACUGAGUGGAGCAUAUACUCAAUACUACGGGCAUAUCUCAAACUUGCUCCGUGGGUGUAAAAUUGGUGCGGUGAGAUGCAAUUUAUGGUAUAGAGAUAGCACCAGGUUACAUCUGUUGGAUCUUUAGAUCUGUUCUAGAUAGGAAUAAUUUUCUCUCAACUGUUGCA
Molecule: messenger RNA, 920 nt
Organism: Nematocida parisii ERTm1
Lineage: Eukaryota; Fungi; Microsporidia
Exons: 1
Coding region: 1-813 (270 amino acids)
Biological process (GO): Golgi organization; Golgi to plasma membrane protein transport; retrograde vesicle-mediated transport, Golgi to endoplasmic reticulum
Cellular component (GO): Golgi cisterna; trans-Golgi network; cytosol
Molecular function (GO): phosphatidylinositol-4-phosphate binding
Source: RefSeq, a predicted model, not a curated record